AUGUUCAAGACUGGUUGUUUGUAUAGCGCGCCUGCGUUUUUCUUUAGAUGUGGUUCACCGCGCAGCAAUAAAAUUGGAGCGAGCUUUGAAUCUGAAGUCCUGUCCCACGUACUUUUUUUUAAAAAAAAAAAGGUAGUUUCAGGGUAUUUCUCUGAACGGAGGUCGUCUUUUGUGCCUAAGAUAGGUGGAAAGACAGUCGAUGCCUCAGGCCUAGCGGGGGAAAUCAGUCAGAGAGCCGCUCCGCCCUCCUGCCUUCUGCCGGCAAGACCAGCUUCUCUUCAACGUUGGCUCGUCCUUUCUCUCUUCUCUUUUAUCACCCAACCCCCCUCCUGUCAUCUUUUCCUUUUGACAUACCCUUCUCACUACCUCUACGUCAGACUUUGA
Molecule: messenger RNA, 384 nt
Organism: Penicillium crustosum
Lineage: Eukaryota; Fungi; Ascomycota; Eurotiomycetes; Eurotiales; Aspergillaceae
Exons: 2
Coding region: 1-384 (127 amino acids)
Source: RefSeq, a predicted model, not a curated record